Messenger RNA from Rodentolepis nana, 327 nucleotides. The record is from the annotation of a GenBank genome assembly. Lineage: Eukaryota; Metazoa; Platyhelminthes; Cestoda; Cyclophyllidea; Hymenolepididae.
AUGCAGGACCUAAGCACUAAGGAUGAAUUAAGUGAUAUUCCUCUUUGCAUUUCUUCUUCUAGAAUGAGGAAUAUGAUGAAAAGUUCUCCGGAGGUGGACUGCGUCAGCAGUGACGCAGUAAUAGCAAUGAUUAAAGCAACAGAAUUGUUCGUUAAAGAAAUGGUCCUUUUAUCGAAGCCACGAGAAAGCAACGAAAUUAAUUACAAGGACUUGUCCAGUAUUCAAAAUGUGCACGACCGAUUCUCCUUCCUCUCUGAUAUACUUCCCCAAAAGAUAACUGCGAAAGAGUGGAAGGAAAAGUAUGAAAAACUAUUUGAGUCUUCUUAA